AGCAGGCAUCUGGCAGGACAGCUGAAGCCCUGGCUUGUCCAGCCGACCGUGCAGACGGGUUGGCUCUUGGUUUCCCUUUUGUCAAACGCUAAAUCAGGAGCUUCGGCGCGCGACCUUUGGCAACACACCUGGAGAAAACAAUGCCCCUUCCCCCCCCAUUUCAGAGGACCGGGUGACAUUUUGAAAUAGCCCCCACCCCGUCUUUUUGUCCCAAGGCAAAGCCCCGUGGGACGCCCGCUGCGCGGAAGAGCGCAGACAAGGGCGAUCAGACCUCGCUCCUAAGUCGUGCCCGUUCGCAGCACCACGGUGGGGAGCGGGGAGCCAGGCGUUGCAGCUCAGCCCAGAGGGGCUGCAGAGCGCGGGGCUGCUCCCGGCGCCCCCUAACGAGGAAACCCUCCAUUAAAUCCAAGAGGCUGGUAGGCGGCUCCCCCAGCACCUGUAACCCACCCCUGCGCCCGGCUUCGCCUGUCCACGCCGCCGGUCUGCGCUCGCCCCACGCCCCGGCUCGCUGGCCUGCCUCAGCCGGGAACGAUCCACGGAAAGAAUCGUACCGUUCGGGGGGGUGCGUGUGUGUGUGUGCGUGUGUGUGUGUGUGUGCGUGUGCGUGGGUGUGCGUGUGUGUCGGGGUGGGGGGGAAGCCAGCGGCUGAGCAAUUCUUUAUUGGCGUGGGAUACUAAUUGCUACUGAAGGGGAAACAAAUCGUCUCCCGGGGCUAAUGCCGUGGGAAGGGCCGGCAGGCAGCGGCGUGUCCUGGCCGGGAACGAGGAGCCCGGGAGAGCCCCCUGGUGGCAGGGCAGGGCCAGGCGCAGCGCCUUGGGCGGGCUCUGAUUCGCCGCCCGCUUUGGAGGGACGGACGGGAUGCUGCUAAACUCGCCUUCCUCUCCCCCCGGCCGGGACUCUCGGACAGUCCGCGGCUCAGACGCUUUAUUUUAAAGACGCGAUCGGCCAGGGGCUUUACCGCUAGGUUUGAUCCGGAGUGAAACAGCCUCGUGGCCGCCCCCCCGCGCGGCCCCCACCCCCAGAGCUCCAGCCAACAAGUCCCGGGUAACCGAGACAAACAGCCGGGAAGGCUUCGCAGCGCGGCGGCCGCGGCGCCUGGCUGCCCGACGGGAGCGGGCGGGCCCGGCAGCCUCUCGCUUCUCCCCCUUGUAAGUUUCCUGCGACGUGGAUCGAGUCGGGUCCCAGCCAGCGGCGUCUCCCUUCCCGCACGCUGGAUUCACGGCGGCACCUGCUUCCCCGGGACAUCUGCGAGCGUGACAUGGAGAGGCGACGCGAAGGGGACCCCUGGGUCCUAGGAGGCUGCCAGCCCCAGUAGGUUUACAUGGAGCAUCCCUGGCUGCGGUCGGACCCUACAGGCAGCUGGUGAGAGCGCUGCUUGUUCUGUAAAGUGGAUGUCAGGUGGAUCUAUGGUCUUGAAGGAACAAAGAGCAAACGAAGGGAAAGCCGCGGAAGUUUGAGCCGGGAGGAUGCAGGCUGUGUAUUGGUACGCGGUGCUUCUGCUGCAGCCUACCCUCUACCUGGUCACAUGUGCAAAUUUAACAAAUGGCGGCAAAUCAGAACUUCUAAAAUCAGGCAGCUCCAAAUCCACACUAAAGCACAUAUGGACAGAAAGCAGCAAAGACUUGUCCAUCAGCCGACUGCUAUCACAGACUUUUCAUGGCAAAGAAAAUGAUACAGAUUUGGACCUGCGAUAUGAUGCCCCAGAAACGUAUUCUGAGCAAGAUCUCUGGGAUUGGCUGAGGAACUCCACAGAUCUUCAAGAGCCUCGACCCAGAGCAAAGAGACGGCCCAUUGUCAAGACUGGGAAAUUUAAGAAAAUGUUUGGCUGGGGCGACUUUCAUUCCAACAUCAAAACUGUGAAGUUAAACCUUUUAAUAACUGGGAAAAUUGUUGAUCAUGGCAAUGGGACGUUUAGCGUUUAUUUCAGGCACAAUUCCACUGGCCAAGGGAAUGUAUCUGUGAGCCUGGUACCCCCAACCAAAAUAGUGGAAUUUGACUUGGCACAACAAACGGUGAUUGAUGCCAAAGAUUCCAAGUCCUUUAACUGUCGCAUCGAAUAUGAAAAGGUCGACAAGGCUACCAAGAACACACUCUGCAACUAUGACCCUUCAAAAACAUGUUAUCAAGAGCAGACCCAAAGUCAUGUGUCAUGGCUCUGCUCCAAGCCCUUUAAAGUAAUCUGUAUUUACAUUUCCUUUUAUAGUACAGAUUAUAAACUAGUACAAAAGGUGUGUCCUGAUUACAACUACCACAGUGACACACCCUACUUCCCUUCGGGUUGAGAAUGAACAACAUGUGUCUGAGACUCAAGCCUGAGGAAUAAGAGAGGUCAUACGACAGGGCUGUUACCUCAAAGAAGAAGGCCACCCUAUUGCCUGGAAUGUGUCUACACUCUGCUGCGCUGUCAACUGGCUGCAAAUAUGUUAGUGGAAAACAAUCUACUGUAAUUUCUGCCCAGUCAGCUCCAUGUAUCAGUCUAGUUGUAAAUCACUAUGGAUUUGAAAUAAAACCACAUAGACAUGCACUCUUUUCAGCUCACCUCUAUUAAGAUUCCUGUUAAGAGGGCUUUCAUUGUCUGAUCCAUAAUGUUUCAGGAUAACCUAUCAUCAAGCCAAAAGGAUUAACUAUACAGAGAAUGGUUUCUAACACAAACUGUUUUGGAAAUCACCUUUAACGUCUUGAAUACAUGCCAAUCAAUAACCCCCACUCAUGCAUUCUACUGCUUAGACUAGCUGUACUGGUAAAUAAUACUAUAGGAGUAAAUGCUUGUUAAAAUGGGGGGCGGGGGAAGUGUGUCUAGAAUUCAGUAUUCCUUAUUAUAUGAACACAGCAAAGUAUAGUGACUUUUUUCCAGCAUACAGUAGGCACAUUCAAGGUGGCGUUAGGUGGCUCUUUUUCUGUGGAGGGAGCCUAUUACUAGUACAGAUAAGCAGACAUUUGGAAUUUACAUGUGGGCAGACAUUAUUGUUACAUAUUUCUUCACUGAACAUUUAAAUUGGCAGAGUUGAGACCAGCUGAGCUACUUAAAAACUCUCUCUCUCUGCAAGAAGGAAAAUGCCUGAUAGACAACAUGUAAGUUAUAAGUGGCUGUCUUAUCUUUAUUACAAAUAUUGUAACAAAUUCAAUAUCCUAGUCUUCAUUUGUAUGAAUGGUUUGUAUUGUACAUAGUUUAACCAGUGUUAUUUGAGCUGCUUAUUAAUAUUAACUUGUAAUUGUCUUUCUGCUUGUUAUUGGUUAAAAACAAUCAAGGAAAUGAGGAAUCCAUUUUAUCAAUGUAGCUGUAAACUCCAUUAAAAAGACAGAAUAAUGUACAAAGCAUUUAUUCAGCUAAAGUAUUGUUGAGAGCUAUACACAUACAACAUUACAGUCUGUCUGUAUUUAGAUAUUUUAUUUCCAGACAAAAAAUGAACUGUACAUAAAAAUAAAAUACUUAAAGUUGAGUUUCAAUA
This is a messenger RNA of Dermochelys coriacea (leatherback sea turtle), 3449 nucleotides long. RefSeq names its product neurexophilin 1 (gene NXPH1). Lineage: Eukaryota; Metazoa; Chordata; Testudines; Dermochelyidae. Gene Ontology annotation, molecular function: signaling receptor binding. The transcript is spliced from 3 exons. The coding region runs from base 1467 to 2282 and encodes 271 amino acids. The record is from RefSeq and is a predicted model, not a curated record.